Molecule: messenger RNA, 1488 nt
Organism: Lodderomyces pseudojiufengensis
Lineage: Eukaryota; Fungi; Ascomycota; Pichiomycetes; Serinales; Debaryomycetaceae
Product: microtubule-binding protein
Exons: 1
Coding region: 1-1488 (495 amino acids)
Biological process (GO): spindle assembly; protein localization to microtubule plus-end; regulation of microtubule polymerization or depolymerization
Cellular component (GO): microtubule organizing center; microtubule plus-end; spindle midzone
Molecular function (GO): microtubule plus-end binding
Source: RefSeq, a predicted model, not a curated record
AUGGUCAUCGGAGAAUCAAGAACAGAAUUAUUACAAUGGUUAAAUACCAUAUUAGAUUUAAAUUAUACAAAAAUAGAACAAUGUGGAACAGGAUCAGCAUUUUGUCAAUUAAUGGAUUCAAUACAUCAAACAGUACCAAUAAAUAAAAUUAAAUUUAAUGCAACAACAGAUUAUGACUAUAGACAUAAUUGGAAAAUUUUACAAUCUGAAUUUAAUAAACAUAAAAUUACAAAAAAUAUUGAUGUUGAAAGAUUAAUUAAAUGUAGAUUACAAGAUAAUUUAGAUUUAUUACAAUGGUUUAAAAGAUAUUGGAAUGAAAAUAAUGAUAUUAAUUCUAAUUAUGAUGCUAUAUCAAAAAGAAAAAUAAGUUCAAGUCCUCAUAAUAAUUUAAAAAAUGGUAAUAAUAAUAAUGGUACUGUGAAUAACAAUACAGUAACUCCAAAUAGUAAAGCUAGGACAUUACCAUUAGGUUCAAAAGAUCAUCAUCAAUUAAAUCAAAGUCAUUAUGUAAACAGCACUAAUGGGAAAUUAAAUAAUACACCAAGUGAAUUAGAAUCAUCAAAUUAUACAAGUAGUAAUAUAUCAAAUAGAGUUAGACCAAGAAAAUCUUUAACUCCUUCAACAUCAAGAAUUACAACACCUAUACAUCAUAGAACUUCAACUUCACGAAAAUCAUCAAAUAAUAAUUUAAAUGUAGAAAAAAGAAUAAAUUCAAAUUCAAAUUCAAAUCAGCAAGUGUAUAAUCAAAAUGUUGUAAGCAAUGGCUUUAAUCAUAACAAUAAUAAUAGAAAUACAUUUAUUGAAUCUGAUAAUUCUAGAAGUACAACAAUAAAUGGAUCUCAUGUAAACAAUCAAAAUGGUUUUAAUCAUCAAACUUCAAAUUAUCAAAACCAACAACAACUACAACAACCUUCUCAAAUUCAACAACAAUUAAUAGAACAAAACCAACAACAUCAAAAAGAAAUAGAAUUAUUAUUAAAUGAUUAUAAUCAAUUAAAUAAAGAAUAUAAUCAAUUACAAUUGAACCUAAAAGAAACAGAAUUAAAUAAUGAAACAUUACAUAUUCAAAAAAAUUUUUAUUUUAAUAAAUGUAGAGAUAUUGAAGUUUUAAUUCAACAUUUAUCAUCAACCACCACCAAUGGAACAAAUGAUGAAAUUUUAAAUAAAAUUGAUUUAUUUACUUUUAUGAAAAAAAUUGAAGAAAUUUUAUAUGCUACUGAAGAAGGAUUUGCUAGUAGUAGUAAUGAUGAUGAUGAUGAUGAAUUACAAUUAAAUAAUAAUGGGACUAAUAAUGGGAAUAAUGUUAAUGGAUUUAUUAAUACUUCUAAUGGUAUAACUAAUGGUUCAAAUAGUGCAAAUGGUAUUAACAGUGCAAAUGGUAAUCAUAGUAAUAAUCAAUUUUUACAAAAUGAAAUUAUAAGUACUAAUGAAAGUAGUGAUUUAAAUCAAUUUGAAUCUGAUAAUAUGUUAGAUACAGAAUCUUUUUAA